AUUAGUGUUUGGUCCCACAUCCUCUGGAACGCCACAUAGCAGGCCCAAUACAAGUUAACAGACUGCCAUGAUGAGGUUGUGGAGGUUCUGCGUGCUGCUGUCGGCUGUAGUGGCAGCGGUGCCGCUCGUGGACGCCGGUAUCCUGUAUCCCAGGGAGUCCGAGUCCAGGGAGGUGAGGUCUCUGGACGGCCUCUGGAACUUCAGGCUGGACCCGGGCGACGAGGGCCACGCUCAACAGUGGUACGCCGAUGACCUCGCCAGGGCAGGAGAGGUGCUAGCGAUGCCAGUGCCGGCCAGCUACAACGACGUGACUCAGCUGAAGGAGGUGCGCGACCACGUGGGUCUGGUCUGGUACGACCGGCGGUUCUUCGUGCCGCGCUCCUGGCAGUCGCCCAACACCCGCGUGUGGCUGCGCUUCGGCAGUGCAACCUAUGCCGCUGAAGUGUGGGUGAAUGGCAACAAGGUGAUGGAACAUGAUAUUGGCCAUCUACCAUUCCAAUCUGAAGUCACAUCUGACAUUAUCUAUGGAGGAAACAAUCUAGUUACAGUUGCAGUGAGCAAUUUGCUUAAUAAUGUAACUAUUCCACAAGGCUCAUUUACAACACUGGAGACUACAAAUGGCACCAAGACAUACCAGAGCUAUACAUUUGAUUUCUUUAAUUAUGCGGGCAUUGAUCGGCCUGUUUAUCUCUACACCACACCAGGGGUCUGCAUUGAUGAUAUCAGCAUUACAACUGACUACUUACCUGAUGGGACAGGCUCUGUGCAAUAUAAUGUGACAGUAGAUGGUCAGUCUGCUGAUCUUGUUUCCUGUACUGUGUCCCUUCUGGAUGCAGAAGGCCAGGUUGUAGCCAACAGUACAGGUUUCUCUGGAGAGUUGACUGUCACAAAUGCCAAUGCCUGGUGGCCAUAUCUUAUGAAUCCUGUACCAGGAUAUCUCUACACUCUUGAGGUUCAUGUGAUAUCUCCAGAUGGGGUAUCAGAUGAUAUAUACAGGCUUCCUGUUGGAAUACGGCGUCUCACCUGGGAUAGCUCAUCAUUCCUUAUCAAUGGCAAACCCAUUUACAUAAGAGGUUUUGGCAGACAUGAAGAUUCUGAUAUUCGUGGGAAAGGUCUUGAUCUUCCUUUGGUGACUCGCGAUCAUAACUUGUUAAAGUGGGUGGGAGCAAAUUCUUAUAGGACAUCACAUUAUCCUUAUGCAGAAGAAAUAAUGGACUUUGCUGAUAAGGAAGGCUUCAUCAUAAUUGAUGAGUGUUCAGCAGUGAACAUUGCAAACUAUUCAGAAGAUCUACUUGAAAAUCACAAACGCUCACUGACUGAGCUAAUCAACAGAGAUAAAAAUAGACCUAGUGCUAUCAUUUGGUCAGUAGCUAAUGAGCCUCUUACUGAACUAAAUGGAACGGAGGAUUAUUAUAGGGAAAUUGUCAAUCAUGUGAAAAGCCUCGACACAACUCGUCCUACUACAAUUGCUCAGUCAGAGAGCUGGUCUAAGGAUCAGGCGAGUCAGUUCUUGGAUAUUAUUGGAGUGAACCGUUACCUAGGAUGGUAUGAGAAUGGAGGGCUUCUUGAAACAAUUGAACCACAGUUCAUAAUGGAAAUUGAUAUGUGGAGAGAAAAGUACAACAAACCAAUAAUAAUUACAGAAUAUGGAGCUGAAAACAUUGUUGGGCUGCACUCGCAACCUGAAUUCAUGUGGUCAGAGGAGUACCAAGGAGCUUUAUUUUCUGCAUUCUUCAAAGCUUUUGAUAAACUUCGAGAAAGAGAUUACUUUGUUGGGGAAAUGAUAUGGAAUUUUGCAGAUUUCCAAACUGCUCAGAAUUCCAAACGUGCUGCAGGAAAUAAGAAGGGAAUCUUUACAAGAGCACGGCAGCCCAAAAUGACAGCACAUAUGGUGAGACAGCGGUAUUGGUCCCUUGCCAAAGAAGAUUAUAAUGCAACACUUCCUGAAGAUCUUAACCCCUAUGUUUGCAGUACUUGCUGAAAUUGGGGAAAAUGUGCUGUAUUGCAUCCAUUGCCUGUACCAGACAUCAGCACAUUACUUGGUCUAUACUACACCUAUUUACUAAGAACCCAAGAUUUUAUUUACACACAAAAAAGAACAGAUACAUGGAAUUAUUUUGUCUGCUGCUAGCUGCAGAUCUAUAUACAUACUUGGGCACAGAAAUUCUAGAACAAGUGAAGAAUUCCACCUGCCAUAUUUCUACUAACACUUCUGAAAAUAUAUUGUAGGUACUGAUAAAAAUGUUGAUUUAAGUAAUAUUUUAUAUGUUGUGUAACAUACAUUUAACAGUAUUAAAUUUUGUUAAUUCCACACUAGAAGACACUGUGCAGUCAAAAAUACCAUGCACUGUUAUUCUUAUUAACAGUGAUUUAAUCCUACAGUUUGUAAAGAAUGUAUUUUUUUUUAUUUUGUAAUAAAACUGGAAUAUAACAUGAAGCUUUUACUUUGAAAA
Molecule: messenger RNA, 2453 nt
Organism: Schistocerca gregaria
Lineage: Eukaryota; Metazoa; Arthropoda; Insecta; Orthoptera; Acrididae
Product: beta-glucuronidase-like
Exons: 13
Coding region: 68-1981 (637 amino acids)
Biological process (GO): glucuronoside catabolic process; carbohydrate metabolic process
Molecular function (GO): carbohydrate binding; beta-glucuronidase activity
Source: RefSeq, a predicted model, not a curated record